AGAGCAAAUAUAAAGUUUCAUAAAUGAAUGAAGCAAUCUUGAAAAGAAUGAGAUUGUAUUCUAUUUUGAUUUAUGUUUUACACAACGUCCCAACUCCAUUGGAAUGCGUCAUCGUAAUUACAUUAACAUUUUAUUUGAGACAUGUAGUUGAUCUAAUGUCAAAAAGUGAAUCCCUGUACACUGGUCCCAGUCACCGUGUACAGCAUAUACAGUUUUCUUAUCGUCCAAUCAGCUCGUCCGCGGUUCGAUCGACGUCCGCACCAGCCAUACAGGAUGACGACAGCGCAUAGAGCAGGCGAGUGAGGCGGGAUCCAAGCCCUAAACCAAUGAGCGUCGACCUGCCGGCGCCUCUGGCCAAUCACAAGCUUGACUGCGCCUGGCAUCCUUGGCCGCUGAGUGAGGGGGAGCUCCUCUGCUCCUGAUGGCUGGACGAUUUCUUCCUCUUCUUCGGAGAAAACUGUGUCCGAAUUAAAGGUAGCAGGUUGACGACGUGUGUUUUUGGAGACGUUUAAAGUUGACGUUCGUCUAGUAGUCGCGAAGAGUCGUCGCCGAAUAACGACGUCAACGAUGCAGUUUAUGCUUCUGUUCAGCAGGCAGGGCAAGCUGCGGCUGCAGAAGUGGUACGUGCCCCUGUCGGACAAGGAGAAGAAGAAGAUCACCAGGGAGCUGGUGCAGACCAUCCUGGCCCGCAAGGCCAAAAUGUGCAGCUUCCUGGAGUGGAGAGACCUCAAGAUUGUCUACAAGAGGUACGCCAGCUUGUACUUCUGCUGCGCCAUCGAGGAGCAGGACAACGAGCUGAUCACGCUGGAGAUCAUCCACAGAUACGUGGAGCUGCUGGACAAAUACUUCGGCAGCGUGUGCGAGCUGGACAUCAUCUUCAACUUUGAGAAGGCCUACUUCAUCCUGGACGAGUUCCUGCUGGGCGGCGAAGCCCAGGAGACGUCCAAGAAGAACGUGCUGAAGGCCAUCGAGCAGGGCGACCUGCUGCAGGAGAACAUAGACUCUCAGACGCGCAUGUUUGCAGGUAUGACGGUCCCGAAUGUGAGCUCAGAGACUUCUGGACUGUUCCAGAACUUGACACGUUGAGGCCCCGUCAUGAGUACUUUAAUGUGCCUGUGUACUGACUGGCUGCUCCUCUGGUGCUGCUGCCCACCAUGCCCGCACCAUACCCGCAACCAUGCCCGCGCCAUGCAUGCCCAGCGCCUUUCCUUCUGCACGCUGUCCUUGUGCUUGUGUCUGGUUUGUGGAUGUAGCCACCCCCACUGUACACCACAGGCAUGACACACCAUUGUAACAACUGUUACAAUUUUCAUACACACAGUCUUACCGUAAUUUACGAAGUAAAGUUAUUCCGUGACUGAGUUUAGUUUGACUGAAUUUACUCUUACUUUAGUCACUUGGUAGUUAUUUUUUUUUUUUGGGGGGGGGGGGGUAAUAAUUAAUUGUUGCAAGUCACAAUUUUACUUGGGAGUGAGCUUCACACCCCUCGGCCGCUAUACGGAGCAGUGGAUCCUCGCUAAUCGCGAGCCCGACAGCGAAUCAAGAACAUUUGCAAAUAAUUGGCGGCCAUUUUAAUUGUCAUGGGGGAAAAAAGCUGAUUUUUUAAAAAGCGUGAAUAAGAGGACGUCAGAAAGCAAUACCGCCUCCCCCCGCCCUCCCUAAAAAAAUAAAUAAAAGAGAAGAAAAAAAAAAUCAGCAAAUAGGUGAAUCCGUGGAUGCCAAACUGCAAAUAUGCGGACGUCCACUGUAUUUAAUUUUUUUCUUGUAAUUCCUUCCUGCAAGGGUUACCUGUUCUUUUAUCUUGUCUUUUUGUAGUUUUUAAAUUUUAUGUAUUUAUAAGCAUGUCUUUACAAGCAAACAAAAUCUUAUAGAAGAGUCACUUUACAUUCAUAUUUUUGGCGUGACAAUAAUAUGACUCGAGUAUUUGCACUUUUUGCACUGAUUAUUAUUGAUGGGCCUCGUUUGGCCUUCACGUGAUUAUGAGUGAUAUUAAAACGAAGCUUUAUAAUAAGUUGAUAAAUGGACACGAGCUAAGCACCUGAAGUUUUUUUGCAAUGUGACUAACCAACACAGUAAUUGUAAGUCAUUCACUGGCAGCCCUCCCAGUUAACAUGAAUAUUCCACGUGUAUAGUUGUCAAUGGCAGUCAAUGAGUUUUAAUGAUAUAGCACAAUAGUUUGAUGAAAUGAAAAAUAAAUGUUUUCUGGUUCGUAUUCAGCAUGUGGUGUCUUUCUUGAAUUGACGUACAUUUUCAACUUUGUUGCCUUUACUCACUUUUAGUGUUACGUUUGUAUUUGACUCUGAUCAAAUGUGUUGUUGUCUUGACUUUGUGCCCACGCUGCUGUUAGGAUGCAAAAGAUGGAGAGGUACAGUGCAGCGUUCUGGAGGAAAUCGGACUGACAUGAAAAAAAUAAUCAUCGCACAAGCCACGCCCCCUUCAGCAUAACUUGACAUUUUCCCAGCAACAAUAUAAGUAUCUUUUAUCUCUUUAUUUUUAGUUUUGGUUUUUAAAGGAUGUAGCACUAUUUUUUAAAUAUAUAUGCAAUUCUUUACUAUGACCAAGGCGGGAAAUUUCCUGCAUAACCAAAGCUGGCGCUACUGUAUUGACGAAUAUGUAUCAAGUAUGUGAAAAGGGAAGUCCAAAGUGUUACAACAGAACCAAAGAGAUAGUCUAUCAAUUUUUUAUUUACACUGGCAGGGACUCCUGUAGUCAACAAAGUGACGUUACUCUGGCCAUUGAAAUAUAAUUACACUGGACAUGUUUAUUAAAAUAUGACAUCACCAAUA
Messenger RNA from Phyllopteryx taeniolatus (common seadragon), 2786 nucleotides. Its product is annotated as AP-1 complex subunit sigma-2-like. Bases 568 to 1086 code for a protein of 172 amino acids. NCBI's taxonomy places the organism in Eukaryota, Metazoa, Chordata, Actinopteri, Syngnathiformes, Syngnathidae. The transcript has 8 exons. Gene Ontology annotation, biological process: intracellular protein transport; vesicle-mediated transport. The record is from RefSeq and is a predicted model, not a curated record. Gene Ontology annotation, cellular component: AP-1 adaptor complex; membrane coat; intracellular membrane-bounded organelle. Gene Ontology annotation, molecular function: clathrin-cargo adaptor activity.